This is a messenger RNA of Ruditapes philippinarum (Manila clam), 2557 nucleotides long. RefSeq names its product sodium/glucose cotransporter 4-like. Gene Ontology annotation, molecular function: D-glucose:sodium symporter activity. Gene Ontology annotation, biological process: transmembrane transport. Gene Ontology annotation, cellular component: plasma membrane. Lineage: Eukaryota; Metazoa; Mollusca; Bivalvia; Venerida; Veneridae. The record is from RefSeq and is a predicted model, not a curated record. The transcript is spliced from 16 exons. The coding region runs from base 381 to 2324 and encodes 647 amino acids.
GGCAGUUUAAACAUUUUCAACAUUGAAGUAUUACCUUUAUAAGUGGUUUAAACCCUGGGAAUGUAAUGUACAUCCAUGGUGUCAGUGUGUUAAUUAACUGUGCACAUGUGUUCGUGCAAAUGCAUAAAUAUGGGAUCACUAUUCCAUAUCUGUAUCUGAAUUUGAUUAAAUCUGUAACAGGCGGUUAAAAUAGUGAUACAUUUCAAUUGAAGCGAAACCUCUCAGGCGUAUUUGUGGACUUUUAAAUAAUAAGUAAAAUGACAGGUCUUGACAAGAUGGGAUACACGUGAGGAGAUUAUCUUUAAAGACAAAACAGUGUGUAAGUGUGCGUGUUUUCCCACAAGUACCCUAUAUAAAGCUUGGUUAGACCAAUAAGAAGGAUGGUAGAGAAGCUUGUAUGGGAGGAUUAUAUGACAAUAGGCAUCUAUUUUGCCGUUGUUCUUGUUGUCGGACUUUGGUCGACAUGCCGACCAAAUCGAGGGAGUGCAACUGGGUAUUUCCUGGCAGGGAAGAAUAUGCACUGGAUUCCGAUUGGAGCCUCUAUAUAUGCGAGCAAUAUUGGAGCACCCAUGUUUAUUGGCCUUUCUGGUACGGCUGCUGCCAUGGGGUUCUCGGUGACCAUCUACGAGUGGCACUCAAUCUACUUUCUUAUUUUACUUGGCUGGGUGUUCGUUCCUGUAUAUGUAGCAUGCGGUGCUUACACAAUGCCGGAGUAUCUUCGGAAGAGGUUUGGUGGGAGGCGGAUACGACUUUAUUCUUCCGUGCUGUCUCUCGUCGAGUACAUCCUGCAUAAUAUAUCGGCGGAGAUUUAUUCAGGUGCUAUAUUUAUGCAACAACUUCUCGGCUGGAAUAUGUACCUAUGUGUGUUUGUGAUUCUGGCCGUUACUGCAGUUUAUACUAUAGCAGGUGGUCUUGCGUCUGUAAUAUAUACAGAUACUCUACAAACAGUUGUUUUGAUAGCCGGAGCAACUGUAGUAACAUCUAUGUCAUUGUCAGAGAUAGGCGGUUGGGACGGUUUAAUUACCAGGUACCCACAGGCAGCCACAAACUAUACUCUAGCUAACCAGACGCUUUAUCAGUGUGGGAUGCCACGAGAUGAUGCGUUUCACAUAUGGCGGAGUCCUACUACUGGAGACAUACCAUGGCCAGGGGCGGUAUUCGGUUUGACAACACUUGGUCUGUUCACAUGGUGUCAGGAUCAGGUUAUUGUUCAGCGAUGUUUGUCUGCCAAGAAUCUCGGUCAUGCUAAGGCAGGAUCUCUCCUUGCAGCGUUCCUCAAACUGUUCGGCUUCCUGCUGUUUGUUAUACCUGGAAUGAUCAGUAGAAUUUUAUAUACGGAUGAUAUUGCGUGCGCUGACCCAGAUGCAUGUAAUAAGUUUUGUAACAACAAGGCUGGGUGUAGUAAUUUAGCGUAUCCAUUACUUGUUCUCCGGCUUCUCCCUGCAGGCGUCCGAGGACUAAUGUUGGCGGCUUUAUUGGCGGCGUUGAUGAGCUCGCUUACUUCCAUCUUUAAUAGCGCCAGCUCUAUCGUAACUCUUGAUAUAUGGACCCAAUUCCGAAAGAAAGCCAAAGAGACAGAAUUAAUGAUAGUUGGUCGUGUAACAAUACUAGUGCUGAUUGGCGUCAGUAUUCUAUGGUUACCAAUUCUUCAACAGUCCCAAGGUGGUAUCUUAUGGUUCUAUCUUCAAGCCGUGAAGUCGUAUCUUGUGGUGCCCUGGUGUAUGCUCUUCUUACUUGGUUUCUUUUGGAAAAGGAUGACAGAACAGGGUGCAUUCUGGGGGUUAAUGGUUGGAUUAGUUGUUGGUAUGAUUCGGAUGGGUUUGGAUUUUGCCAUUUCUGCUCCAAACUGUGGAAGCGGAGAGGAAGACAAAAGGUUUCCGAUUGUGGCUAAAGUGGACUUCUUACAUUUUGCAAUUAUCUUGGCUGGCGUGAGCACAAUUGCUAUGGUUGUGAUAAGUUUAUUUACAACACCAAGACCUGAAAAGAAGCUUUAUCGUGUCACGUGGUGGACACGUCAUGCUAUACCGGAACCGGAACUUACAGAUGACGAGGAAGAGGAGGAAGCGAAGCAUCAAAAUACCAUGGAAAUAGAAGAACCGGAUAUUUCAAAGAAAUCAGGUAUUGCAAAUUGUUCUCGGUAUUUCAAAAACUGGUUGUGCGGCACCACUGACCAUCCGGAGAAGUAUAUUUCACCGGAAGAGAAAGCAGAGAUUCGCCGGAAGUUGACGUCAUUAGAACAUAAUGCUAAAUGGGGAAAAGUUCUAAAUGUUGGUGCAAUAGCAGUAGCAACUAUAACAGCGUUUUUGCUGGGAUAUUUUGGCUGAAACACAAUUUCCUUAUCAUUUUUUACGUAUUCAUUCAAAAACAUUGCUGGAAAACAUUUUACAUCAAUUAUAGGUUGUUAUAUAGAUCUAUAUGUUGAUAUAUGACUUACAUGUAGUUUAGUUGUCCAUAUUCAUGAAUUUGUCAUAUCUUGUCAUACAGUAUUGCAAUACAAGUUACUAUAAUAUGAUAAAAAUAUGUUGUAAUUAUAACUAGAAAUGUGUCCAUAAGACAC